AUGGGUUCGCUUAGACUCAACACGUGCCAAUACAAUGGUGAAUUCUACUACGUGUUGCCGGACUAUGCCUCUGGAGAGACGAUCGGAAAGGUUCUCAACAGAACUCAUACUACAGAGAGCAAGAACAAAUACGCCAUAUGGAAAAGAGUCCGGGACAAAAAGGAUCAUUUAGACGAGAUAUAUGACCGCCAGAACCAUUUUGAUAAUGUUCCUGCGUUUCGGCAGUACCCCGCUGAGAGCGUCAGCGACAUGGUAGGGCGUCUGUCCCGUCGUCAGACUGUCGCUAGUUUGGCGAGGAGCGCCGCCGCCGUACCGGUGGCCCCACGCUCAGCCUCGCCUUCCUGUCGCUUCAUCAAGGCUUCAUACACGACGAAGGAGAUCCAAGGCAUCUCUGACAGGCUGUAUAGACUGCCUACAUUCUCGACUUGGGUCAGGUCUGUUGAUCUUUCGCGGGACCCUAGAGAUUAUUACGAGGACGACUCCGAAUUCGAUGAGAGCACAGAAGAUACAAUUUCUCAUGACGAAACUGACAAUGAAAAGGGAGUAAAAGAAAAGAAUGUUGCAAGGACCGACAAUCAAAAUAAACCUCAGUCACAUAAGGUACCCAAAGUGUCACAGGCGAAACCUAAAGUGUCACAAUCCGGGACGAAACAAUCUACGGUGGAAGCGACAAAGCCCAUUCCUCGUUCGGUACAGUUUGAAUUGAAGAAGACGAACGGAAAUAAUGGUUCUAAAGCAGCACUCGAGACUGUUUCUAGAUCUGUUUCGGCUUCAUCCAGCUCAAGUAAAAGUCAAUCAGACGUGACAUCAUUGGAGUCUUCGACGUCAUCAUCAGCUUCCAGUUUUGACGGGCAGAGAAGUGCGGCGGAAGAUAAGCAACCGUCUGCCCACGGGGUCGAUACCACCCGAUCUGAAAUUGACAAUGAACGAGACACUCCCGUUGUAGAAGACUAUGACGAUGAUGAUUUCGAAGAUGAUGAAAAAAGCAUUGUCGAAUCUAAGAGUUCCAAUUCGUCCAGUGAAAUAUCACACACCGCGAACAAGGCGACCAACUCGGAAAACAGACGAAUGUCCGAUAGAACGUCUUCAUCUUCAUCAAAUAAUUCGCCCGCAAAUGAAGACUUUGAUGACAGACGAGUUAAUCCAUCCAGGGAAAGUUCCGCGUCCUCUUCAAGAAGACAGACCCAGGAUGAAGCAGAUGUCACGAAUAUGCAAAACAAUUUCAGUGGAUCAUCGAGGUCAUUCAAGUCGGGGGACAAACCCAGACAGAAACUGGCAACACCUGUUUCAUCAUCGAGCUUGAACUCCGCGUCAUCCGCAAGGGGACCAGCAGAGGGAACAAACACAUCCAAACUAGUCACACCCGCCUCGUCGAGAGCUUCUUCUGCAACUUCCGUAAGGGGACCAGCAGACGUCGAGAAGACUCCAUCCAGAAUGACCAAGCCCGACUCCUCCAGAGCGUCAUCUACAGCUUCGAAAAUAGGAAAUCGGAAGGAUUCCUCGUCGAGUGUGGGUGAGCCUGUUUCGUCCAGCGCAACCUCUGUAGAUUCCAUAAGGGGACAAGCAGGCGUCGAGAAGACCACAUCCAGACGUACACCGGAUUCAUCUAGACCAUGCUCUGCCGCAUCGGAAAGGGCCACAGCUAAUGGAGAAAAGAUCACACAGAGAGUGAUAACACCAGGCUCGUCAAGAGUGAACUCAGCAACGUCUAGAGCUAGCUCUGCGGCUUCGCAAAAGGUUCCAGUUAACAGAGAGAAGACAACAUCAGCCACUUCCAGAGCGACAUCUGCUGCUUCUGAAAGGGUAUUGGCAGACGGCACCGAGAUCAAGGACAACAACCGUAAACAAUCAAUUCACAAAACGUCCCGAUGUUCAUCUGCUUCAUCUUUAGCGAGCAGGAGUACCGAGACUUCAAGGAACCAACGGGACACGAUUUCUCAGAGAAAUGGAUUGCACACAACCCAGGGACAGAGUGAGGGAAAGAGAUCCAAAGAGUCCGUGUCAAGUAGGGUGUCCUUGCGUUCUGAAAACAAUGUCAAAUUGAGAGAAGGUUCAACAACAACGGGGUCCAGGUCAUCUAGUUUUCAAACGUUCGGAACCUAA
Messenger RNA from Lineus longissimus, 2103 nucleotides. Its product is annotated as serine-rich adhesin for platelets-like. The record is from RefSeq and is a predicted model, not a curated record. The transcript has a single exon. Lineage: Eukaryota; Metazoa; Nemertea; Pilidiophora; Heteronemertea; Lineidae. Bases 1 to 2103 code for a protein of 700 amino acids.